Messenger RNA from Phyllostomus discolor (pale spear-nosed bat), 810 nucleotides. RefSeq names its product testis specific serine kinase 3 (gene TSSK3). Bases 1 to 810 code for a protein of 269 amino acids. Gene Ontology annotation, molecular function: ATP binding; protein serine/threonine kinase activity; tau-protein kinase activity. NCBI's taxonomy places the organism in Eukaryota, Metazoa, Chordata, Mammalia, Chiroptera, Phyllostomidae. The record is from RefSeq and is a predicted model, not a curated record. Gene Ontology annotation, cellular component: cytoplasm. The transcript has 2 exons. Gene Ontology annotation, biological process: intracellular signal transduction; protein phosphorylation; microtubule cytoskeleton organization.
AUGGAGGACUUUCUGCUCUCCAAUGGGUACCAGCUGGGCAAGACCAUUGGGGAAGGGACCUACUCAAAAGUCAAAGAAGCAUUUUCCAAAAAACACCAAAGAAAGGUGGCAAUUAAAAUUAUAGACAAGAUGGGAGGGCCAGAAGAAUUUAUCCAGAGAUUCCUACCUCGGGAGCUCCAGAUUGUCCGCACCCUGGACCACAAGAACAUCAUCCAGGUGUACGAGAUGCUGGAGUCUGCCGAUGGUAAAAUCUACCUGGUGAUGGAGCUGGCUGAGGGGGGGGAUGUCUUUGACUGCGUGCUGAAUGGGGGGCCGCUGCCCGAGAGCCAGGCAAAGGCCCUCUUCCGUCAGAUGGUUGAGGCCAUCCGCUACUGCCACGGCUGUGGUGUGGCCCAUCGGGACCUCAAGUGUGAGAACGCCUUGUUGCAGGGCUUCAACCUGAAGCUGACUGACUUUGGCUUCGCCAAGGUGUUGCCCAAGUCACGCCGGGAGCUGAGCCAGACCUUCUGCGGCAGCACAGCCUAUGCCGCCCCCGAGGUGCUGCAGGGCAUUCCUCACGAUAGCAAGAAGGGUGAUGUCUGGAGCAUGGGCGUUGUCCUCUACGUCAUGCUCUGUGCCAGCCUCCCCUUCGACGACACAGACAUUCCCAAGAUGCUGUGGCAGCAGCAGAAGGGGGUGUCCUUCCCCACUCAUCUGGGCAUCUCGGCUGAAUGCCAGGACUUGCUCAAACAGCUCCUGGAACCAGACAUGGUCCUCCGGCCUUCAAUCGAAGAAAUUAGUUGGCAUCCGUGGCUAGCAAGCACUUCAUAA